UUCAUCACUUAUAUAGUGAUUUAAGAAAAUAUCCUGCCAAGUUUAAAGAAUAUACUCGAAUGAGUAUUGAAACUUUCGACUAUAUUCUCGAAAAUAUUGGUGAUAAAUUAAAAAAGAAGUGGAGUAAUUUUAUUAAAGUACCAAUAUGUCCAUGUGAACGCUUGAUAGUAACUUUCAGAUUUCUGGCAACUGGAGCAUCAUUUGCCUCACUAGCUUUUUCGUUUCGGCUAGGCAAAUCAACAGUAGGAGCUAUUGUUAAGGAGACAACCCAAGUUCUAUGGGAUAAUAUGUUUACUAUACAUAUGCCGCAGCCAAACGAACAAUGUUUUCAAGAAAUUGCAAAGCAAUACUGGAAGCUAUGGAACUUCCCAAAUUGUAUUGGUGCUAUUGACGGGAAGCACAUACGAAUCAAGUGUCCAGGAAAUACUGGCUGCAUGUAUUAUAAUUAUAAACACUUUUUUUCUAUUGUGUUGCAAGGUAUUGCCGAUGCCAACUGCAAAUUUAUUGCGGUUGAAGUUGGUGGAUACGGAAAGCAAAGUGAUGGUGGCACUUUUAGCUCUUCCAAAAUCUUUAAUCUUUUAAAAAGUGGAGAACUACCUGUACCAGGAUAUACAUGUCUGCCAAACAGUGAAGAAUUUGUGCCAUAUGUAUUUCUUGGGGAUGAGGCUUAUCCCCUUUUAGAAUGUUUGUUAAGGCCGUAUAGCCGAAAGGAGAUAACGGAAGACCAUGAAUAUUUUAAUGCCCGGCUUUCAAGAGCUGGAAAGUGCAUUGAAUGCGCCUUUGGGUUAUUAAGUGCAAGGUUCAGAAUAUUAUGGAAACCCAUUGAAACGGAUCCUUUGUUCGCUGAACUCAUUGUAAAAUGUAUAUGCCUUCUACACAACAUAAUUAUUGAUUUAGAAGGAUUAGAUGAAAAUUUAAAGGAAGAAGUGCAAAAAGAACAUUUUGAAAAAAUCAUAAAAGAAUUCAAUAAAACAAGUGUCAAAAAGGUAGAUUAAUAAGAGAUAAAUUUUGUAAUUUCGUAUGCAUGAAUAAAAUAUAAUAAAUUUCAAUGUAA
Bactrocera neohumeralis is the source of this 1054-nucleotide messenger RNA. RefSeq lists its product as uncharacterized. The coding region runs from base 60 to 995 and encodes 311 amino acids. The record is from RefSeq and is a predicted model, not a curated record. NCBI's taxonomy places the organism in Eukaryota, Metazoa, Arthropoda, Insecta, Diptera, Tephritidae. The transcript has 2 exons.